UCGAACGCUGCUUGGAAAUGUCGCGUCUGGUUAACCUAACUGCUCUGCUGGUGCUGGUGCUUAUGUGCCUGAGAGCCGGCUCUGCCAAGCCGCACGAGGAAAUGACCAAGGACCAUGCCACGGAGCUGGCCAACGAAUGCAAGGCGGAAACGGGAGCCACUGAUGAGGAUGUAGAGGAGAUGAUGAAGCACGAUGAGCCCGAGAGGCACGAGGCCAAGUGCCUGCGCGCCUGCGUGAUGAAGAAGUUCCAGAUUAUGACUGAGGACGGAAAGCUGAGCAAAGAGCACGCUAUCGAGAUGGUUAAGGCCAUAAGCAAGCACGAUGCGGAGAAGGAGGAUGCUCCCGCCGAGGUGGUGGAAAAGUGCGAGGCUCUUGAGGUCCCCGAGGAUCAUUGCGAGGCAGCCGUGACCUAUGAGGGCUGCAUCUAUGAGCAGAUGAAGGAGCACGGCCUAGAGCUUCAGGAGCACUAAGCAACAUGGACAAAAACCGACCUGCGACCCGUUACAGAACCGCUGAAAUAUAAGCCUACGUAUUUUUUUCAUAUGUAAACUAUGACUAGUUUUUAAGAAACUGAUAAACCUGAGCAACUGCAAGAGAU
This is a messenger RNA of Drosophila serrata, 598 nucleotides long. RefSeq names its product Odorant-binding protein 19d (gene Obp19d). The record is from RefSeq and is a predicted model, not a curated record. Gene Ontology annotation, biological process: sensory perception of smell. Gene Ontology annotation, molecular function: odorant binding. NCBI's taxonomy places the organism in Eukaryota, Metazoa, Arthropoda, Insecta, Diptera, Drosophilidae.